This is a messenger RNA of Synchytrium microbalum, 372 nucleotides long. RefSeq lists its product as uncharacterized. The record is from RefSeq and is a predicted model, not a curated record. Gene Ontology annotation, biological process: rRNA processing. Bases 1 to 372 code for a protein of 123 amino acids. Lineage: Eukaryota; Fungi; Chytridiomycota; Chytridiomycetes; Synchytriales; Synchytriaceae. The transcript has 7 exons. Gene Ontology annotation, molecular function: peptidyl-prolyl cis-trans isomerase activity; DNA binding.
AUGCCACCUAAAGGGAAAGGAAAGGCGAAAGCUUCAAAUGACGACGAUGAUUCUGGGCCACCAGCUAAAUUGAAAGGAGGUACUUCAGUCAAAGUCAGGCACAUUCUCUGUGAGAAGCUUGGGAAGUGUGAAGAGGCUCUAAAGAAAAUCAAGGAAGAAGGAAUGCGCUUUGAUAAAGUAGCUGAGGUCUACUCUGAGGACAAGGCCAAGCAAGGAGGAUCUCUAGGAUGGCAGCUAAGAGGAUCUAUGGUUGGAGCAUUCCAGGACGCAGCAUUCGCAUUACAACCUAGUACGGUUGAUAAGCCCAUUAUAAGUGGACCUCUCAAAACUCAAUUUGGCUAUCACUUGAUUAUGGUGGAGGACCGCAAGUAG